AUGUUCAAGCUCCCCAAAACCACCAAAUGGAUUACUUUCACUUUAUUCUUCAUCAUGACCUUUGCCACGGAAAUCACUGCUAAGCCCACCUAUGAUAUUUACAAUGAUGACUAUUCGGAUUAUGCACCCAGACGUUCCACUGAACAAUCAUCUCAUAUUCUUUCAAGUUUAAAACGCGGCUACUACUACAUUGAUAAUGGUUCGAUUGUACCCGUUAGACGUUCUGAUGAUCCGGAUACCGGUUACAGUCAUUAUAGCUACUAUACACCCAUUGUGCAUUAUCGCAAACAGCAUACGGAACAUAAGAAGCUUUUUGUACCCAACUUCUUUGGCUAA
Musca vetustissima is the source of this 336-nucleotide messenger RNA. RefSeq lists its product as uncharacterized. Lineage: Eukaryota; Metazoa; Arthropoda; Insecta; Diptera; Muscidae. The transcript has 2 exons. Bases 1 to 336 code for a protein of 111 amino acids. The record is from RefSeq and is a predicted model, not a curated record.